Molecule: messenger RNA, 956 nt
Organism: Corylus avellana
Lineage: Eukaryota; Viridiplantae; Streptophyta; Magnoliopsida; Fagales; Betulaceae
Product: Nucleic acid-binding, OB-fold-like protein
Source: RefSeq, a predicted model, not a curated record
UUCUUUAUUCAUACCAAACCUUUUCUAGAGCCGACUGUGACGGCGUCUUCGCAUUUUCAGAUCCCUCUCUCCAAUUCGCACAUUCUCUCAAAGGGCUCUUCGAAGCAAGACUUGUCAAAAAUGGCAGAAUCUAAACCAGGAUUGAGGAAACCAGUGUUCACUAAGGUUGACCAGCUUCGCCCAGGCACUACUGGGCAUACUCUCACAGUGAAGGUUGUCAGUACCAAGAUGGUAUUGCAGAAGGGUCGUGCCGAUGGUCCUCAAGUACGCCAAAUGCGAAUUGCUGAAUGCUUGGUGGGUGAUGAGACAGGAAUGAUUAUUUUUACAGCUAGAAAUGAUCAAGUGGACUUGAUGAAAGAGGGUAGCACUGUGAUCCUGCGUAAUGCUAAAAUUGACAUGUUCAAAGGAUCGAUGAGGCUUGCUGUGGACAAGUGGGGCCGUGUUGAAGUCACUGAACCUGCCGAUUUCACCGUGAAGGAGGAUAACAACCUGUCACUGAUUGAAUAUGAACUUGUGAAUGUUGUGGAAGAGUGACUUUCCGGGACAGUGUCUACUUUCCUAUUACACCCUGACCCAAAAAUAAAAUCAAUGCAGAAAAAAGAAAAUUACUGUUCUCUAUGGCGCACCCGAAUUCUCUCAAAUGCUUGUUAAAGUUCACGUUUAGGUAGAAGAAAUCUGGAAGCUAGUACGACCAAAGUUGUUUCUACCUUUGCUGCAGAUGCGGUGGAACCAUCGGUUGAACCUCCAAGCAGAUGGCGAUCGAUGGCUGCAGCUUGAUUAAGAUGGAGCAACUGGCUUUUGGAUCUUGCUUUUGUUUCUUUACUAUCUUUUUCUUUUUGGAAGAGUAUAUGUUAUUGCCCAUCACAUUAUGCAUUUGAUAUUAAUAUUAUGCGCUCCAUGUCUCUAAUACUCUGUAUACCUUCAAAUAUUUUUGGCUGCAUGACGUUUCUAUUUCA